GCGGAGGUUGUCAUGGCUCGUACUAAGCAGACGGCGCGCAAGUCCACGGGCGGGAAGGCGCCCCGCAAGCAGCUGGCCACCAAGGCGGCCCGCAAGAGCGCGCCGGCCACGGGCGGCGUGAAGAAGCCGCACCGCUACCGGCCCGGCACCGUGGCGCUGCGCGAGAUCCGCCGCUACCAGAAGUCCACCGAGCUGCUGAUCCGCAAGCUGCCGUUCCAGCGGCUGGUGCGCGAGAUCGCGCAGGACUUCAAGACCGACCUGCGCUUCCAGAGCUCGGCCGUCAUGGCGCUGCAGGAGGCGUGCGAGGCCUACCUGGUGGGGCUCUUCGAGGACACCAACCUGUGCGCCAUCCACGCCAAGCGCGUCACCAUCAUGCCCAAGGACAUCCAGCUGGCGCGCCGCAUCCGCGGGGAGAGGGCGUAA
Molecule: messenger RNA, 423 nt
Organism: Sorex araneus (European shrew)
Lineage: Eukaryota; Metazoa; Chordata; Mammalia; Eulipotyphla; Soricidae
Product: histone H3.1
Exons: 1
Coding region: 13-423 (136 amino acids)
Cellular component (GO): nucleosome
Molecular function (GO): DNA binding; protein heterodimerization activity; structural constituent of chromatin
Source: RefSeq, a predicted model, not a curated record